Messenger RNA from Helianthus annuus (common sunflower), 1252 nucleotides. Its product is annotated as glycosyltransferase BC10. Gene Ontology annotation, molecular function: glycosyltransferase activity. NCBI's taxonomy places the organism in Eukaryota, Viridiplantae, Streptophyta, Magnoliopsida, Asterales, Asteraceae. The record is from RefSeq and is a predicted model, not a curated record. Gene Ontology annotation, cellular component: membrane. The transcript has 2 exons. The coding region runs from base 1 to 1239 and encodes 412 amino acids.
AUGGGUUCUCGACAAACCAGAAUAGCAUUCCCCAUCAAAUGCUUGAACCUUUUCCACUCUAAAAACUCUCUUUUUCACUUGUUUAUCUUCUUGAUAUGCUUGCCAAUCGGCUUUGUUUGCGCUCUCUACCUUCAAAAUUUCUCUGCCGCCGUCCAAAUCUCUAUUUUUAGUGUUUUCCAUUCAAUAUCAUUACCACCACCACCGCCGCCGCCGCUAGCGCAUGCAAAUACUCUUUCUUCAUUUCCAUCACCACCUCCAUUGUUGUCGGAAUCUAUUUCUUCGGCCACACCGCCAUCAUUACUUCCACCUAGGGUUUCAAUAACAGAUAAAAUACCCAUGAUGCACAAUAUGAGUGAUGAAGAUUUGAUAAAGAGUGCGAUAGAAAGUUCGAGGAUGAACACCACAAAUACUAGUCCUUAUAAGGUAGCAUUUAUGUUCUUGACACCAGGACGAUUGCCACUUGCACCAUUGUGGGAGCUGUUCUUUAAAGGGCAUGAAGGUCUUUACUCCAUCUACGUCCACCCUCAUCCAUCUUACAAUGACACCAUCCCUCAAGACUCCGUCUUCUAUGGCACAAGAAUUACGAGCCAGCCUGUGUAUUGGGGGGAUAUUUCAAUGAUAGAUGCUGAGAGAAGAUUGCUAGCAAACGCGCUCCUUGAUCCCUCAAAUCAAAGAUUUGUGUUACUAUCCGACUCAUGCAUUCCAUUGUUUAACUUCACCAUGACUUAUAGAUAUCUUGUUAACUCAAACAUAAGCCACGUAGCCUCUAUUGAUGACGAAAGAAAAUCAGGCCGUGGUCGCUACAAUCCACAAAUGUCACCCAACAUCACCAUUCAAGAUUGGCGUAAAGGGUCUCAAUGGUUUGAAGUUAAUCGCGAGCUUGCUCUUGGUAUUGUUGCCGAUCAAAACUACUAUGGUCUUUUCAAAGAAUAUUGUCAUCGGCCGUGUUACAACGAUGAACAUUAUUUACCAACCAUGGUGAACAUUUUAUAUGGAGGGUUAAACUCAAACCGAAGUAUUACACAUGUUGAUUGGUCGAUAGUGGCCCCACAUCCACGAAAAUAUGCAGGUAGUGAGAUCACAAAAGAGUUGUUGAACUCGAUUCGAUUUGGUUCUACUGGAUGUCUUUAUAAUGAUAACACGACACCUAUGUGUGUGUUAUUUGCAAGGAAGUUUUCACCGGGUACUUUGAAUCCGUUGUUAACGUUUGCUCCUUUGUUGUUUGGUACUAGUAAUUAAAACCGAUUUGCAA